Selaginella moellendorffii is the source of this 1247-nucleotide messenger RNA. Its product is annotated as GDSL esterase/lipase At1g71691. The coding region runs from base 108 to 1196 and encodes 362 amino acids. Gene Ontology annotation, molecular function: hydrolase activity, acting on ester bonds. The transcript is spliced from 5 exons. NCBI's taxonomy places the organism in Eukaryota, Viridiplantae, Streptophyta, Lycopodiopsida, Selaginellales, Selaginellaceae. The record is from RefSeq and is a predicted model, not a curated record.
UAUCAUCAAACGUUACAUACGUUCGCGUCCUGUCAACCGCAACUUAGGCGGUGGAUGUUCCAUAUAAAAGCUCGGGUAAUGGGGAUCGUCACAUUUUUCGACCAGCGAUGGCUGCUGCUCUCCAUCGUCUUCUUGCCGCAGCCAUCGUGCUACUUUCGCUUCAGGCAGCGCAAGGGGUUGAGAAGAAGAGAUUGUUCCCAGCUAUCUUCGUUUUCGGGGAUUCACUCGCUGACAAUGGGAACAAUAACUUCUUCUUGACUCUCGCUCGAGCUGAUAUGCCUCCCAAUGGCAUCGACUUUCCGUCUGGCCCGACUGGGAGGUUCUGCAACGGGAAGACGAUUAUUGACGUUUUGUGCGACUUCGUUGCUCUUCCAUAUCCGCCUCCGUCUCUCGCUCCGACGACGACGGGACCAAUCAUCUUAACGGGAGUAAACUACGCGUCGGCUGCCGGUGGCAUACUCGCAUCGAGCGGUAGAAACUACAUCGACAACAUGCCAUUGCUAAAGCAGCUCCAGCACUUUAACGUCACUCUCGACGCGAUCCGCAAACAGCUCGGCGUCGCCAACGCCACCAAGCACGUCUCCGACUCGAUGUUUGCGAUUGUAAUCGGCAGCAACGAUUACAUCAACAAUUACUACAUCAACAGCACCACUCGCUCGCGUUACACAACCAGAGAAUAUCGAGAAGUACUCAUCUCUUCACUGGAGAACAAUUUUAUGACCCUGUAUUCCAUGGGAGCAAGAAAGUUCGUCGUGUCGGGACUAGGCCCGCUGGGUUGCAUCCCGUCCGAGCUAAGCAGGAGAAACUCUACUGGAGAAUGCGUGGAGUCUGUCAAUCAUAUGGUAACCAGGUAUAACUUGGCUCUCAGGAAAAGCAUCAAAAGGAUGAAUUCAAAGCUGAGAGGAGCGAAGCUCAUCUAUACCGAUGCUUACCGAGCUCUCCUCGAGAUCAUCCAUGCUCCAUCGUCAUUCGGCUUUGAGAACGUCAACAGUGGCUGCUGUGGAGCUGGGAAAUUCAACGCCCAGUUGCCGUGCUAUCCGCUCAUAUCGACCGUAUGCAAACAUCGUAGCAGCUACGUAUUCUGGGACGCUUUUCACCCAACCGAGGCGGUAAACGUCCUCCUUGGCGCCAAGUUUUUCAACGGCAGCCAAUCGUACGCUCGUCCCAUAAACAUCCAACGGCUGGCAUCUGUCUGACGUGUAUCCUUUCUUUUCGCCAGUUUGGCAAAAGACAUAGUGACAUGUGGA